Molecule: messenger RNA, 610 nt
Organism: Puccinia graminis f. sp. tritici CRL 75-36-700-3
Lineage: Eukaryota; Fungi; Basidiomycota; Pucciniomycetes; Pucciniales; Pucciniaceae
Exons: 5
Source: RefSeq, a predicted model, not a curated record
GAUGAGAUCCUCCGUUUACGUCGCUUGCUUUUUGGCUGCUUGUGCCAUGGCCACCCCUAUUGAGCAUGAACCCCGGAUGAUAGCGAAUCAGGUAUCGGGCCAGAACUCCCAAUCCCAAAGCAACACCCAGGCUGGGCCCGGUGGAAUUGCUCAGUCCCAAUCGUCGAGCCAAUCCUCAUACUCUGAAACCAAUGUUAUGCAGACUUUCCAGCCCGUUGUGAGCACUCUGAACACGCUCCAAGGCAUGAUGGGUAACGGCGGUUUGACCAUGCCGAUGGCCUCCCAAUACAUGGGCCAAAUUGCGGGUCAACUCCAGUCUGCCUUAUCGGCCGUUAACACGUGCAACUGUAUCGGAGGGUCCAACGUUUCGAGCAUGUUGACAAACAUGUUCAGCCAGCUCUACCAAGUCUUGACGGGCAUGCAGUCUACGUUUGGGGCCAACAGCAUGGGCAGCAUCUUGUCAAGCUUCGGACAACUCGCACCCACCAUGUCCCAAUUCACUCAACAGUCCCGUUCCGCGCAAUCCUUCUCCAGCAUCGCCCAAUCCCUCAACCCCAUGGUAUCAAUGCUCGCGCAAGCCAACCCAGCUUUCAACAACGUCUUGCCGUGA